AUGCAGCCCGACCGUGGCGGCCGGCCCCGAAGGGGAGGCGGCCGGCCCAACCGAAGACGGCCGGGCGGCAGGGAGAAGCCGGCGGAGAGCAGCAGCGAAGACAGCCACAGCCGAGGAGGCGGAGGACGCGGCAGGCGGGGAGUUCGCGGCAGAGCAGCCGCUUCGGCUCCCUCCGCGCCUCGCGGCUGUGAGUCGGCUACUGCUGAACAUGACUUACCAGAAAUGGGCAAAGAAGACCGGGGAAGUUAUUCAAAAAGAAAGCUAGUCUCCAACUGGCACCGUUAUGAAGAACGUGAGAAAGAAACACAAAAUGGCAGUGGUGAAUCUCAGCGUGGGACAGACUUUAGUGUACUGCUUAGCUCAGCAGGAGAUUCCUUUACCCAAUUCAGAUUCACUGAAGAAAAAGAGUGGAUUUCAGAAAACCUUGGCCCAAAGCAGUUGUCAGGCUUGUACGUUGACUGCCAGUCCUUGGUUCAAGCCCUUGAAGAACUGCCUCUGCACCUCAAACUCAACAUGGCUGCUGAACUGGUACAGGAUGCAACCCCAGUCACGCUUCCCCAGAUUAAGCUGCAAAGUCAUGACAUGGCCAAGAAAAGUGGUGAUCUAUUGCAACAGCAAAAGAGAGUUGGAUCACACUGUUAUCCCAAGGAAGAUUCUGCUGUUCCCUUGACUUUGUCAAAUAAAGAUGGAUCUGGAAUUUCUUCAGAGGCUCUUCAGAGAAAUCCUUCAAGUUUACAUCAAGUAAUAGAUGAUUUGGAUGAAGACCUUGAUCUGCUCCUGAAAUUAGAUGCCCCUAUUAAUCCUGAAAACAAUAUUGCUUUGGAAGUGGUAGCAGAUGGCCUGCCAUCUGGGGAUGAUUUGAUAAGGACUUUUGAAGAAACUGAUCACUUAGAACCAGAUAGAGCUGAAGAAAUUUGCUCAACAUCUCAACCGCCGGAAGCUACUUCCAAAAAUGUUACUGAAGAGCAACUUGAGGAUUGGUUAGAUAGCAUGAUCUCCUAAAAGCUAUAUUUUGUUUAUCAUACAAGUGUGUGAAAAAUAAUUUAAGAUGACAAUUCCUAAUUGUAAAAAAUGUUUACAAAUAUUUAAUCUGGUGACUGGCGGAACCUGAGGCUUAAAAACGCUAUUUGUGUAUUUGCAGUGUUCUGGAUUUCAUUGCCUUCAGAGAUGUAACAAUAUUAAUUUGAAGUUGUAAAUGUAUAAAAGCCUAUUUAGAGUCUGUGAAAUAAAAUAAAUUACAUUUGCAAGUGCAAUUAUAGUAUAUGUCUUGGUAUGACACAAAUAACACAAUGAAAUAUGACAUUGAGUUUUGUUUUGCAAAUUCUUUAUUGUAGUACAUAUUUUUAUUUGAAGAAAAAAUACAUUAACAUUGCAACUAAUCACUAGUUUAAUUCUGUUCAGUUGUAAGACAAAUUUUUAAACCAGCUGCAUGUAGUAAGCAGUUUUGUAACAAGUAUAUGACUAAAUUUCAUGUCAUACAAUAAGACCAGAAAGCAACACAGUCAUAUAACAAAAAUGUCAAUCUAAAAGACUAACAUUUAAAAAAAAGUAUUUUGCAUAGCUGAAUCUGGAAAGAGUUAAGGCACUUAGAUUUUAGAGACAAUAAAAUACUUGAAAAUUUUAAGCACUGAAUACU
Molecule: messenger RNA, 1636 nt
Organism: Protobothrops mucrosquamatus (brown spotted pit viper)
Lineage: Eukaryota; Metazoa; Chordata; Lepidosauria; Squamata; Viperidae
Gene: AVEN
Product: apoptosis and caspase activation inhibitor
Exons: 6
Coding region: 1-1002 (333 amino acids)
Biological process (GO): negative regulation of G2/M transition of mitotic cell cycle
Source: RefSeq, a predicted model, not a curated record